Messenger RNA from Colletotrichum karsti, 1815 nucleotides. RefSeq lists its product as uncharacterized. Lineage: Eukaryota; Fungi; Ascomycota; Sordariomycetes; Glomerellales; Glomerellaceae. Bases 1 to 1815 code for a protein of 604 amino acids. Gene Ontology annotation, biological process: proteolysis. Gene Ontology annotation, molecular function: serine-type endopeptidase activity; tripeptidyl-peptidase activity. The record is from RefSeq and is a predicted model, not a curated record. The transcript has a single exon.
AUGGCUCCUCUCAAGGCCCUCCUGGCCCUCGCGGCCGCCACGCUCGCUGUCGAAGCCCGCCUGAUGUCCCGCGCGGCGACCUUCGCCUCGGGCGUGUCCAUGGUCAACAUGGCCACCGACGACCAGCAGAUCAACCUCCAGAUUGGCCUCAAGCUGCAAAACAUCGACAAGCUCGAGCCCAUGCUCAAGGACGUCUCCGACCCGGACAGCCCCAACUACGGCAAGUACCUCUCGGCCGCCCAGGUCAACGACAUGUUCAAGCCCGCCGAGCAGGCCGUCGCCGCGGUGCAGGCCUGGCUCUCCAAGGAGAACGUUAAGGACGUCUCGUACACCGAUGGGGGCCGUUUCGUCAACUUCGCGACGGACGUGGGGACCGCGAACAGGAUCCUUGGCGCCAACUUUGCGUACUAUGAUGUCCAGGGAACCAUGAAGUUGCGUACGGCGCAGUACUCCGUCCCUGAUGCUAUGGCGGAGCACAUCGAGCUCGUGACGCCGACGACCUACUUCGGCAAGAUGAAGUCGGAUCCAGCCUUCGCCGCCCCUAUGCCGGCCGAAGCCAUGCCCGCUCCGUUGGCCCGCAGACAGGGUCAAGGCCCGGGUGCGACGGCGAACUGCUCCAGGGCCUUCACCCCCGCCUGCUUCGAGCUCGCGUACAACUAUGGCGCCUAUCAGGCCGACCCUGCCGCCGGUAGUCGAGUUGGGUUCGCUAGCUUCCUGAACCAGUCUGCGCGGCAAGACGACCUCACGGCUUUCCUUACCCGCUUCCAGCUGCCCGCGCAGAGCUUCAAGAGCGUGCUCGUCAACGGCGGCCAGGACCACCAGGACCCCAAAGGCCAGAUCGGUGAGGCGAACCUGGACGCGCAGGUGAUGGCAGCGGCCGUCAAGAACCUGCCCAUCACCCAGUUCAUCACGGGAGGCAAGCCGCCCUUGAUCCCCAACCUGCGCACCCCGACGCAGGCCGACAACCAGAACGAGCCCUUCUUGGACUUUUACCAGUUCAUGAUGACGCAGGAGAACGCCGCUAUCCCGCAGGUCCUCUCCGUCUCGUACGGCGACGACGAGCAGACGGUACCCGUCGAGUACGCCACGCGCGUGUGCAACCUCAUCGGUAUGAUGGGCCUGCGCGGGGUUACCAUCCUCGAAUCGAGCGGUGACACCGGCGUCGGCGCCCCCUGCCGUGCCAACGACGGCAGCAACGCGCCUCAGUUCACGCCGACCUUCCCCGCCACGUGCCCGUACAUCACCGCCGUGGGCGGUACGCAAGCGUUCGGCCCCGAGAUCACGUGGGUCGCCUCCGGCAGCGGCUUCAGCAACUACUUCAAGCAGGCGUGGUACCAGGAGGCGGCGGUGACGUCGUACCUGGCGACGGGCAUUUCGCCCGAGACCAAGAAGUAUUACGAGCCGUUCGCCAACUUCACAGGGCGUGGGUUCCCCGACAUCUCGGCGCACUCCGCGAGCCCGCCGUUCGCCAUCGUCAACGCAAACAGGCUCGUCGGCACGGGAGGAACAUCCGCCUCGGCACCUCUGGUCGCCGGCCUCGUGGGACUCCUCAACGAUGCCAGGAUCCGUGUCGGACAGCCAACGAUGGGCUUCAUGAACCCGUGGCUGUACAAGAGGGGCUUCAGGGGCCUGACGGACGUGAACACUGGCGUUGCGCAGGGCUGCGGCGGUGUUGAUUUGCAAUCUGGAAAGCCGUUGCAGGGCGCCGGCAUUAUCCCUUUUGCGUCGUGGAACGGAACCCAGGAUUGGGAUCCUGUGACGGGACUUGGUCUUCCCAACUUUGAGAUGAUGAAGACGAUUGCCUUGAUGAAGUAA